AUGGCCGGGGCCGAGCCGGUGCCGCGGCAGCGAUGGCUCCCGCCGGCUGCUCUCGCUGGGACGGAGGCGGCUGCUCCGUGCCCGCGACACUUCCCGGCCGUGCGGCAGCGGGCUCGGGGCCGCUGCUCGGGCGGGCGGGAGGUGUCCGUGCCCGGCUCGGGGCUGGCACGGCACGAACCUGAACGCGCCUCGGAGCCCAAAGCGCUGCAGGCGCCGAGCGCGGGCAGCAAGCGCCGCAUCCUGCGGGCUCCGGGGCCGAGGCUUCUCUGCCCUCUGUGCCAGGAGGCGCCCCGUGUUCGCAGUGUGAGGAAGCCCCUGGCUGCCCAGGGCACAUCAGCAACCGGCAAGAAACACAAAAGGGACCUCAGCAGAUUCCUGGGUGAACGGCUCAGGCGCCAUCCCGUGGGCACGGCGCUGCUGAUCCUGCUGCUGCUGCUGCUGCUGCUGGCUCUGCUGGUGGCCUUGGCUGUGCUGGCAGCUCCGCAGGCUCCAGUGACAGCUGCCACUCCACAGUGUGUUCUGGGCUGUCCCCCUGACUGGAUUGGGCACAAGGGGGUCUGCUACUACUUCUCAAGGGAUUACGGCACCUGGGAGCAGGGUCAGGAACGCUGCUCCGAGCUGAACGCCUCCCUGGCCAUUGCCAAGGAUGAGGAGGCCAUGGAUUUGCUCUUCCGCCUCCGCGGGAACGGCGAUUACUGGCUCGGGCUGCGCAGACGGGGCCAGCGCCUGCACUGGGGGGACGGCAGCAGCUACAGCUCCCGGGUUCCUGUCUUUGGCGAUGCCGAGUGCGUGUACCUGGCUGACGAGAGAUUCAGGAGCGAGAACUGCUCAAAUCCGCGGCCGUAUGUCUGCAGCAAGGCCCAAGCUCCCCUGUGACGGGGGCUGCAGAAAGGACCUUCUCCAUGCUGGGCAGUGCCAGCUUCCCCUCUCAGCCCAGCCCAGGGCUGUCCUUCCUCAGCUGCACCCUGUGCCUUGCACUGCCUCUCAGGGUCACCUCAGUGCCUGUCCAUCCCCAGAGCCAGCGCUGGGCUGGGGCUGCAAAGGAAACGUCUCUGCAAUCCAUCCUGCCACCCAUGCUGCCUGCAGGGAGUGCACUGCCCUCAUGACACAACCAGCUCCCAUGGGAAAUCCAAAUCGCCCUGGCCUCUUGGAAAUCAUCA
Messenger RNA from Motacilla alba alba, 1160 nucleotides. Its product is annotated as C-type lectin domain family 2 member D-like. The coding region runs from base 1 to 876 and encodes 291 amino acids. Lineage: Eukaryota; Metazoa; Chordata; Aves; Passeriformes; Motacillidae. The transcript is spliced from 6 exons. The record is from RefSeq and is a predicted model, not a curated record.